GGUCGAGUUCCGUCCGCGCGGACCGGGGGUUCCGGGGUCCGCGCGGCCGCGGCCGGAGCAGGCGGCGCCCCCCCGUCCGCCGCUUUGGUAUGUCCCGGCCUACGGCGUCCUAACGGGACCUAAAGGGCCCGACGGCAGCGGUUCGCCUUCCUCGUGUCCGCAUGACUGACAGCUGCGCGGCGGGCGGACUGCGCUCAGAGCUGAAGCGCUGCAGCAUGGCGCGCGGCUGCCUCCAGGGCGUCAAGUUCCUCAUGUUCGCCUUCAACCUGCUCUUCUGGCUGGGAGGCUGUGGCAUCCUGGGUGUUGGCAUCUGGCUGGCUGCCACCCAGGGGAACUUCGCCACCCUGUCGUCCUCCUUCCCGUCCCUGUCGGCCGCCAAUCUGCUUAUCGUUACCGGCACCUUCGUCAUGGCCAUCGGCUUCGUGGGCUGCAUCGGGGCCAUCAAGGAGAACAAGUGCCUCUUGCUCACCUUCUUUGUGAUGCUGCUCCUGGUGUUCCUGCUGGAGGCCACCGUCACCACCCUGUUCUUCGCCUGCACUGACAAGAUCGACAGGUAUGCCCAGCGGGACCUAAAGAAGGGCCUGCACCUAUAUGGCACCCCAGGCAACGUGGGCCUCACCAACGCCUGGAGCAUCAUCCAGACCGACUUUCGCUGCUGCGGGGUCUCCAACUACACCGACUGGUUCGAAGUCUAUAACACCACUCGCGUGCCGGACUCCUGCUGCCUGGAGUUCAGUGAGGGCUGUGGCCUUCACGCACCUGGCACCUGGUGGAAGGCGCCGUGUUACGAGACCGUGAAGAUGUGGCUCCAGGAGAACCUUCUGGCUGUGGGCAUCUUUGGGCUGUGCACGGCGCUGAUACAGAUCCUGGGUCUGACCUUCGCCAUGACCAUGUACUGUCAGGUGGUGAAGGCGGAUACCUACUGUGCGUAGGCUGCCCACUGCCUGCCACCUCUGCCUCACAGCCCAUGGGGGAGGUGACCACGUCCCCACCUGCCUCUCCUGCUCAGGAUUCAGCACCAACCCUGGACGCCCCCCCAGGACCCUCAGCCAGCCCUGCGAACACCGUGCUGGAGGAGGUCGCCAAGUGCUGGCCACGCAGGCAGGGCUGGGGGCGGGAGGAGCUUUUCAUACCUGUGUACUCUCCAGAGCAGCGCUCCCCCUGGCUGGGGUUAUUCGCAGGUGGGGGUGGGGGUGAAGGGCCAACCGCUGGUCCUGGUGCUCAAGGCGAGGCUGUCGCCCCACCGUCCACAUUCCACAGCGGAGCCAGUGCGGGCUCUGGGUGCAUCUUAAUAAAGCGCGUGGGCGACAGCCCC
Neomonachus schauinslandi (Hawaiian monk seal) is the source of this 1315-nucleotide messenger RNA. RefSeq names its product tetraspanin 4 (gene TSPAN4). NCBI's taxonomy places the organism in Eukaryota, Metazoa, Chordata, Mammalia, Carnivora, Phocidae. Gene Ontology annotation, cellular component: membrane. Bases 162 to 932 code for a protein of 256 amino acids. The transcript is spliced from 8 exons. The record is from RefSeq and is a predicted model, not a curated record.